Molecule: messenger RNA, 4008 nt
Organism: Polypterus senegalus (gray bichir)
Lineage: Eukaryota; Metazoa; Chordata; Cladistia; Polypteriformes; Polypteridae
Gene: slc35c1
Product: solute carrier family 35 member C1
Exons: 2
Coding region: 233-1315 (360 amino acids)
Biological process (GO): protein O-linked glycosylation via fucose; GDP-fucose import into Golgi lumen
Cellular component (GO): Golgi apparatus
Molecular function (GO): antiporter activity
Source: RefSeq, a predicted model, not a curated record
CUUAGCUGUCAUGGUGUUCAAAAAUGCGGAACUAUAGAGAUACCUACAGUCGGCGGGCUGUUUAACCUGGACACCAUUCCGGAAGUCAUCGGCAAGAGUGGUGUGUUUAUGUACAUUGCCAAGAACCAACGUAGGAAGUGUGAGAGACGCCUAGCGUUUUUUUGGAAAUCACACCUGUGUCACACCUCUACUUUUUUUCUAUUUAACCUGCUGCUGCUUCCUUGUCGCCCAUAUGAAUCGGACUCAGCUGAAGCGAUCUCGCAUUCUGAAAAUGGCUCUUGUAGGUUCGGGGGACCAAGAAGAAACGACAGAGCCCUUCUUGAAGAGGGCGACCAGGAUAGCCCUUGUCGUGGUACUCUAUUGGUUUAUCUCUAUUACCAUGGUUUUCCUGAAUAAAUAUCUGCUGGACAGCAAUGAUCUAAAGUUUAACGCGCCUCUCUUCGUGACUUUUUAUCAGUGCCUGGUGACUGUGCUACUCUGUUGGUUGCUCAGCGGUGUCUCCAGACUGUGUCCUCGAGCCGUGGACUUCCCUACCCUAAAGUUUGACCCAAAGCUUUCCAGAGGGGUACUUCCUUUGUCAGUGGUCUUCAUUGGCAUGAUAACCUUUAACAACCUUUGCUUAAAAUAUGUUGGAGUCGCAUUUUACAACGUUGGUCGUUCGCUCACCACGGUCUUCAAUGUUGUUUUCUCCUAUGUCUUUCUUAAGCAGACGACGUCUUUUGGUGCAUUGUUGUGCUGCGGGGUCAUAAUUGGUGGUUUUUUGCUAGGUGUGGAUCAAGAGGAGGCAGAAGGAUCCAUCUCAUGGAUAGGGAUAUUGUAUGGUAUCUUUGCUAGUCUUUGUGUAUCUCUUAAUGCAAUCUACACAAAGAUGGUUUUGCCAGUGGUAGAUGGUAACAUUUGGCGACUGACCUACUACAAUAACAUAAAUGCAAGUUUGCUUUUCAUUCCUUUAUUAGUCAUAUUUGGAGAAUUUCGGACUGUAUACUACUUUGAGAAUCUCUUCAGCAUGAAUUUUUGGUAUAUGAUGACAAUAAGUGGAAUCUUUGGUUUUGCCAUUGGUUACGUUACUGGACUUCAGAUCAAAUUCACCAGUCCCCUCACUCAUAAUGUAUCUGGCACUGCAAAGGCCUGUGCACAAACGAUCCUAGCAGUAAUCUAUUAUGAUCAGGUUAAGAGCUUUUUAUGGUGGACAAGUAAUAUCAUGGUAAUAGGUGGCUCCUUUGCAUAUACUUGGGUUAAAGGAUUAGAAAUGAAGAAGUCUCAAGAGGAACCAGAGUCAAAGACUGGUGCUACAAAAAAUAUUUCUGGUGUAUGAAGAGCACCAAGUGAUUAUGAAAUAUAACAAACACAGGAUUUUCUCUUUUGUGAAAGUAAAGUGAAUGUUUUCCACAUCAAAACUGUUAAAAUUUCUUCUUUUUGCCUUAAUUCCUUAAAACUAUUUUGAUCAUUUUGACACAACCUUCAUGUUUUAUGAAUAAUGUAUAAUACUUUUUAAUUUUCUUCAAUACACUUACAUGGAGUUUCAAAUGAAUUAUUAAAUAUAUAUAUAUUUUAUACAAUUUUUUUAGGCUUUGUCCAUUUUAGUCAUGGAGUAGCUCUCUACAAAUGAAAAAACAAAUUUUAAAGUACUUAAUUUCAGAGAAGCAAUGGAUGAUGGGUAUUCAUUCAAAUAAUUUCUGUUAAUUGAUUGUCUCCUUUAAUUCUAAGGUAAUGUGUUUCUAACCCAUUUCAGUGCUGCACUGAGUGCUGGUUUCAGAAUGAGGAUUAUUUUAUUGCAUAUAAGUUUUAUCACUUCUAGCUUUCUUGCAUUUGUCUAAAUGAUUUUUAUUUUUUCCCCUUGACUUAAUUGCACUUCAGGUUUCACAACUUCAAACACAUCCAAAAAGAGGGGCCUUAACAAGUGGGCAAAGGAGAAAUCGUGUGUUUCUGUGAAAUUAAAAUUGUUCAUAAGUUUUCCAUUUCAUCAUUUAGGAAAGCAAAACGUGCUGUGGAGUUCUUUUUCAGUGCAUAUUAUAGUAUAUAAAGAAGUGAGGAAAUUCAGCAAUAUGGUUUGUUAUGGUCUGAAAUCUGCCUCGGAUUAAAAUAAGGCACAGGCAGUAUGUCUUAGUAGCUGAAGCCUAAAAUCUAAUGUAGUCCUCUCUCUAUUCAUGUGACAAGUCCAUGCUCCAACUACUGAAAUUUGUAAAUGUUUAUAUCAGUGUUCUAUACUAAGAAAUUACAUUAGUUUAAAAUAAGACCCAAGAAAUGGUCUGUAUAUUGAAGCUGGGCAAUCUGAAUAUUUAUUUUUUUGCCGUUCAUCUUUUCUAUUUGUACAAUUGAAAACAUUUCUAAAUGUUUAUUUGGAGGUUACAACAACAAUCUAUGUCUUGUAUAGCUCAGUAUCGCACAAAGAAUGCCUCAAUGGUUUUUAACAGGAGACAUUUCAUACAUUCUGACAUUAGUAUAUGUCUGCAUUUAAUAAUGGGCCUUGUUGGAAUUCUAAAUUAAACAGAUUUGCUUUGCAUUUAGCCUAAUUACUGCUAAGCCCAAGGAUAAAUUGCUAUAUGUUUGUUACUUAUGUCAUUCAGUUAAGUUGUUCAAAGAAGAGCCAUCUUCCCAAAUAACACACUCAUUCAAAGAUUUAAACGGUUUUUGUGUUAUGCUUUUAGUGAAAAUUGUGACAGGCAGAGUUUUUCACUUGAACAGAAGGAAAAAUUGUUGAAACACUCCUGUCUCAUGUUAAAAUUGUAUAUUUUCUCUUAUUUCUUUCAAUAGGUUCCAUUUAGGAAGUUAAUCAUUUCCUUACACAGUCCUAGAACAUGUUAGAAACUUGUUGAAUGUCCUCUAUUUACAUGUGUUUUUUGCCUGGAAUCUGCUGGAAUGGAUUCCUUCAACUCUCUGCUAAGCAUGUAAACAGAAAUGAAAAAAAAGAUUACUGAAAUUUAUAUUACUUUGUUACAUAGUAAGUACAUUGUGUAUGAGUUUUGAAAUUAUGUAUACACCCUUCUACAUACAGUAUAUUUUUAUUUUUCCAAGACUUAUACAUUUAUGUACUGCUUUCUGAAAUGUUUUUGUUCUCUCCGAGUUCAUGUUGGCGUAGCUUGUAAAAUAUCCUUCCUUCAAGAGUCCAAAAAUUCUUUGUUGUUCUGAAUAUGUAGAGGAUAACAUGGCUACUUUGUACAUGUUAAUUCAAAAUGCAGUUCCUCUAUAAUUGUGCAGAUAUCUGUUGUGAAAAUGGCAUAAGCACUUGAAUUUGCUAUGUGUGGGCAGUGUGCUCUGAAUUAAUUUUCCCCUGAAGUAUUUUGAAAAUAUCACAACACAAAUGCAGAUUAUUAUAUUGCAUUUUAUAGUUGAAAAUUUUAUUUUUUAUUACACCUUGUAAAUCAUGGCUUUAACUUUUGAAUUUUUAACUGGUAUUAUAUAUUUAAGCAGUUUUCACAAGUUCAAAUUACACAACUAUUCAAGGACUUAACAGGUAGGCAUACUACACUUUUUAAGCUGCCAACUUUAAAUAUCAUAAAUGUAUAUAAAGACAUAAGAACUGAUGCAUCUUUAUUCAAAUUUUAUACAAAAGUGUAUGUUUGAAUUUCUGCUACAAAUUUAAAUCCUGGGAUUGCCAUAUUUAUUAUGAUUAUAAAAUAUCUAAAUAUAAAGAUAUGGUUGCUGAUUUUUAAACAGCAAUUGAAAAUAUAUUAAAUGACUUUACAAGUUGCUGUGUAUAUAUUUAAUUGACCUCAUUCAAUGUAAAGUGACACUUUGAAACACAAAGUCCAUUGCCAAUGAGUGUGUCCACUAAAAUGUAUUCAUUUUUGCUACUUAAGUAGGCUUGAAAAUGCCACUUAAAAUUAAGUGUAGCUGUCUUAUCUCUUCAGUAAUUAGUGGUUUUAAUUAGUAUAAAUGCUAAAGAGUAAAUAUUUAACAGAUAUUGCGAGGUUUUAGAAACUCUGAACAUUUCUGAAGUAAAACGAACACAUUUUUUCAGUUAAGUACAAACAAAAUGAUUUAAAUAAAAUGACUUUGAUACAUGUA